Messenger RNA from Polypterus senegalus (gray bichir), 2249 nucleotides. RefSeq lists its product as uncharacterized. The transcript is spliced from 10 exons. NCBI's taxonomy places the organism in Eukaryota, Metazoa, Chordata, Cladistia, Polypteriformes, Polypteridae. Bases 125 to 1984 code for a protein of 619 amino acids. The record is from RefSeq and is a predicted model, not a curated record.
CCUGACGCGCUGCACUCGAACGGGUUUGUUUCUGGAGACACCUGGAAACCGGGAAGGCACCGAGUGAGGAGCGGCACUGGGGGGUCAGAGGGAGCUGCACGGGACUCUGCGAGCGCCACGACAGAUGCCCUUCUCGUCUCGGGAUGUCACCUCCGCGGUGGCCAGGAGGCUCCGCUACUACAUUGACACAAAGAGGAGGGAGGACGCCUUUGAUUUGUCCGUAACCCAACAGGCAUCGCUGGAGGCUCCGGUCUACCGCAAUCACCCGCCGCUGGCACAGGGGAAGAUGCAGCUUCACAGCCUGAAGCAUUACUUUGCAGAGCCGGUGGUGCGAGGGGUCCACCCUGGCGACUGGACGAGGUGUGGGCAGCCAGAGGACGGCCAGCGGGAGAGCAAAAUCAGGCAGCAGAUCUGGGCUGACAUGACAAAGAUGGACAUGAAGGAUGGCACCUUUCGCAAAGUGAGGUCCUCCAGCAACCUGGCAAGACGACGAGACUCGUGGCCUCGGCGAGCACCGCCACCCUACAUCAGCCAAGGCGAAGUGGCCCGUCUCGUCUCCUCGGCGGCCAAGAUGAUCGUGGAUACGGAAGUGCUGGUUCUGGCAUCUAGAGACCCCGGGGCCCCACUAUGUCACCCCAGAAAGAUGGAGGUCUCCCUACCGCCGCUGCGAGAUGCCAGUCAGGGGUCCGGCUCAAUGCCACCACAGUACAAUGAGAAUGGGGCACUGCCCGCCACCCAGGAGGCUGUACGCCACAGAGGGUCCACUCGUAGGUCUCCAAACCCAUCGAUGUGUGCCUCUGCCAGUCCCAGAGGGAGAAGCUUUCAAAGAGUCGAAGAUCCAGUCGGACGGCUCCUGAAACGAAACAAGAAAUCAGUCAGUCCACCUCGGCCAGAACCUUCUAACAUCAGAAAUCUGUCGACUGGCGGCCCUUCCUGGACUCCAUCGGGCACGUUAGGGUUGGGGACUGCUGAACCGAACAGAUCGAGUGACUCAGGGGCCAAGACCCCUCAGAAAGGAGACACUGCCGGCGGGCAGAAAGAUGGAAGUGUUGGCAAAGACGCAGAAGUUUCCAGAAAAGAAGAGCGGACCGACCACAGCUCACCAGUGGCUGGUAGGCCUGCCAAGGAGUCGCUGCGGGGUGACGAUGAAGUCGCGAUGGAAACCGAAGCAGAGAUCCAUCCACAGGAACAGAACGGCAGCUACAAGGGAGAUGAAGACGGUCAGCUGGAAAAACCCGAAGAGCCGACGGUGCCAGGGGAAGCGACCGAGACAUUAAAGAGCCAGGAUGAGGAGAACGGGCUGAAGGAGGGCUGGCGUGUGCUGACGAGCUCGGUGGGCGCAGACACUCUUGCCAGGGCACAUCACACGGCACACGCUUCAGAAAGCCAAGGAGGUGAUCCUGGAGCCGACUGUCACCAGGACAGUGGCAAGGACGUCUCGGGUCAACGUCACCACUUUGGAGGUCAGACAUCUGAAGAAAAUGAAGAAGACUUCCGGCCAGAAGAGCAGGAGUGUCGGCCCACUGCAGGAGGACACAAGAACGGCGAAGAAAGUCAUCAGGCUGAGCUGGAGGAAGAAAAUCAGCAGGAAUUACAAACCAUCUGCUACUCCGCCAAGUUCACGUCAAGCCCACCCCAGUACACCCUGCAGCGCAUAGCCUACAGCAGCAGUGAGGACGAGGACGAGACCCCCACACCCCCCCAUACACCCCCUGAAAGCUUCCUGCAGAGCUGCUUGGUGAUGUCCGAAGACACAAAGUUCUCCUCCGACAGCCCGGAACCAGAAUCCCACUUACAACAAGGCGGACCCCCGGACACCGAGAAUGAGCGCGUCAAGGACAGGCGUAAAAGUAAACGUUCAGAGAGUCGAGCGACUCCCGCCAGACACGAGGACGCCGACAGCCUCCGCAUCCUGCUGGACGACACGGGGUCCGUCGUAUCGGACAUAUCUGACUGGGGGGAACAGGAGACGCCAGGCCUCUGAAGGGUUAAAAUAAAACAAAAUGUCAACGCUGAGGGCGUCAAGUUAGCGAUGAACCUGCAAGACAAUCGUCAAGAAACGCAAAGCGGCUCGGCGAUUCAAUCGUGGGACUGAGACGAGACAGGCGGGCACACGACCGGCUUAGGGGUCUGACACUGGCAGGGCUGGCAGGGCUGGCAGGGCUCUAGAAAACUCAAAAGGUCUGCUGCUGCUUUAGGUUUAUUUUCGUCUGUCAAAAUGAAUAAAAGGCUUUAACUUCCUCGCCAAU